Scatophagus argus is the source of this 3627-nucleotide messenger RNA. RefSeq names its product glutamate receptor, metabotropic 2a (gene grm2a). Bases 580 to 3261 code for a protein of 893 amino acids. The record is from RefSeq and is a predicted model, not a curated record. Lineage: Eukaryota; Metazoa; Chordata; Actinopteri; Scatophagidae. The transcript is spliced from 6 exons. Gene Ontology annotation, cellular component: membrane. Gene Ontology annotation, biological process: regulation of synaptic transmission, glutamatergic; G protein-coupled glutamate receptor signaling pathway. Gene Ontology annotation, molecular function: group II metabotropic glutamate receptor activity.
AUAUUUCUUCUUCACAGUUAUCCCCCCCCCGUCAGCACAAUGAAGUGGGCGUCAGUCGCGUUUGUUUUAAGCGUGUUUUGCAAAUGUGACUUUUGAGCGGCUGGCAGCAGGAUCCGAUCAGUCCUCCAGGAGUCCGGCGGCUCGUCGUGUGCUUGUGGGCUUUUCAGCACCGCGGACAGCUCCGGGCGCGCGGCUCGGCUGCACGCGGUUCAAACUUCAGCCAGCGACGCUCGCCUCCUUCAUUCAUUCAUUCAUCCUGUUCCGCUGUAGUUCACAGCCGCGGCGCGUCCAGGCUGAGGGGCUGCUGCAUAAGGACAUGCGUUGGGUUUACACGAUCCAUUCAUCGCACGGCAGCGCUGGAAACUGAGCAACUGUGCACAGGCUCCAAUCUACAAAAAACUCUGAAGAACAGAGGGACGAAGAGGAUGGUGCUGAUGCUGUAAAUGGCCUCUGUAAGAAUAAAAACACUGGUGCUUUGAGAGCUGGUGCUGCUGCGCCUUGCUGUUCUUUUCUUCAAAGCUUGACCAGACGCUGAAAAGAAACCGCAGGCAGGACGGUGACCUUGUUUUGUCCAGGGAUAUGUCAUUGGGGAGAUCCCCUGUGUUGGGGGUGCGCCCUGUGCCCCGACCCCUCUGGCUGUCCCACCUCAGCCUGCUGUGCUUAUGCGUAUCUCUCUUUGCCCAGGCUCCCCAGGGUUUGCCUGUGGUAGGUUAUAACACCGACUCCAAGAGGGAGAUCACACUGGAUGGGGAUUUGAUGAUCGGCGGCCUGUUCCCUGUGCACCAGAAGGGUGAGGGCGCACAAGACUGUGGGAAGAUCAAUGCUCAGAGAGGGAUCCAGAGACUGGAGGCCAUGCUGCUGGCACUAGAUGAUAUCAACAAGGACGAGCGCAUCCUGCCCGGGAUAAGACUGGGAGCUCAUAUACUGGACACUUGCUCUAAGGACACCUACGCUCUGGAGCAGUCUCUGGAGUUCGUCCGGGCCUCCCUCACCAAAGUGGAUGACAGCGAGUACACAUGUCCUGAUGGCUCCUAUGCCAUCCAUGAUGACGUCCCUCUGGCUAUCUCUGGGGUCAUUGGAGGCUCCUACAGUGAUGUUUCCAUUCAGGUGGCCAACCUUCUGCGACUCUUCCAAAUCCCUCAGAUCAGCUACGCUUCCACCAGUGCCAAGCUCAGUGACAAGACCCGCUAUGACUACUUUGCCCGCACUGUGCCUCCUGACUUCUAUCAGGCCAAGGCCAUGGCAGAGAUCCUGCGUUACUUCAACUGGACGUACGUAUCAACUGUGGCAUCGGAAGGUGACUAUGGCGAGACCGGCAUCGAUGCCUUCCAGCAAGAGGCUCGUGCCCGCCAGAUCUGCAUUGCCACUUCAGCCAAGGUGAGCCGCUCCAUGAGCCGCUGGAGUUAUGAGAAUGUGAUCCGCUCCCUGCAGCAGAAGUCCAACGCCAAGGUGGUGAUCCUCUUCACGCGCAGCGAAGAUGCCCGCGAGCUGCUAGUGGCAGCCAACCGCAUGAACGUCACUUUCACAUGGGUGGCCAGCGAUGGCUGGGGAGCACAGGAGAGUGUGGUGAGAGGCAGUGAGGCUGUGGCCGAUGGAGCGUUCACCAUCGAACUGGCUUCCUAUCAGAUUCCCCGGUUUAAUCAGUACUUCACUGCCUUGCACCCAUAUAACAACACCAGGAAUCCCUGGUUCAGAGAGUUUUGGGAAAACCAGUUCCAAUGCAGCCUCCAUGACCUGGGCUGUGGGAAGCACUCACUCCGCGAGACUCAGUUUCAGCCAGAAUCCAAGAUCAUGUUUGUAGUGAAUGCUGUCUAUGCAAUGGCUACUGCCUUACAUAACAUGAGGCAGGCCUUAUGCCCUAACACCACCAAGGUGUGUGAUGCUCUUAAACCUGGCAAUGGCAGAAAAUUUUAUAGGGACUACAUUCUCAAGGUCAAGUUUGAUGCACCAUUUCGUCCACCAGACACAGAGAAUGUAGUCCGCUUUGAUGCCUUCGGGGACAGCCUCGGCCGUUACAACAUUUUCCACUACCACAAAGAAGGCGAACGCUAUGUUUACCAAAAGGUCGGUUACUGGGCUCAGAGCCUGACCCUGAACACCAGCCUGAUCCCCUGGGCAGGCCAGGUCGCUCCAACCUCCCAGUGCAGUGACCCCUGCAGGAAGAACGAGGUGAAGAGCAUGCAGCCUGGAGAUGUGUGCUGCUGGAUCUGUAUCCCUUGUCAGCCCUACCAGUAUUUGCAGGAUGAGUUCACCUGUGCCGACUGCAGUUUUGGACAGUGGCCCCUGGCCAACCUGACAGGCUGUUACGAUCUGCCCGAGGAGUACAUCCGCUGGGAAGAUGCCUGGGCCAUUGGACCAGUCACCAUUUCCUGUCUAGGCAUGAUGUGUACACUCUUCGUCGUUGGCCUCUUCCUUAAACACAAUGAGACACCUGUGGUAAAGGCUAGUGGACGUGAGCUCUCUUACAUUCUUCUGCUGGGAGUGCUGAUGUGUUAUAGCAUGACCUUCAUCUACAUCGCCAAACCGUCCACAGCAGUUUGCACACUGCGUCGGCUAGGCUUAGGCACCUCCUUUGCUGUUUGCUACUCAGCCCUCCUAACCAAGACCAAUCGCAUCGCUCGGAUCUUCAGCGGGGUGAAGGAUGGAGCCCAGAGGCCUCGAUUUAUCAGCCCGGCCUCCCAGGUUGCCAUCUGCGGUGCUCUGAUCUCCUGUCAGCUGGUCGUAGUGGUGGUUUGGCUUCUGGUGGAGGCCCCAGGGGUGAGAAAGGAAGUGAGCCCAGAGAGGAGAGAUGUGGUCACCCUCAAGUGUAACAGCAAGGACUCCAGCAUGCUUGUGUCUCUCACCUACAACUGCAUCCUCAUUAUCCUCUGCACAGUCUACGCCUUCAAGACACGCAAAUGUCCUGAGAACUUCAACGAGGCAAAGUUCAUCGGGUUCACCAUGUACACCACCUGCAUCAUCUGGCUGGCUUUCCAACCUAUUUUCUAUGUUACUGCCAGUGACUACAGGGUGCAGACCACCACCAUGUGCAUCUCUGUCAGUCUAAGUGGGUCGGUGGUGUUGGGCUGCCUCUUCGCCCCCAAGGUUCACAUCAUCCUGUUCCAGCCGCAGAAGAACGUCUGCACUCUCAGAGUGGCCACCACCCGCUUCAGUGUUACCACCGGCCCAGGCUCCAGUUUUUCUCAAGCAUCAGCCUCCAAUGUCGUUCCAACGGUGUGUAACGGUCGAGAAGUGGUGGACUCCACAACGUCCUCCUUGUGAAGAUUAGAUGAGUUCCUUUGCCAAGCAUCGUAAACAGUUAUAAUCAUUAGUACUGAAUCAGGUGUCUCAAAUAUUAAAGAGGUCACACAGACGAUCGUCCUGACUUUGUUGUCCUCAAAGUGCUGUGAGUACAAUGUCCCAAUUAUUUUAUUUUGUUCUUUGACUCGUAGCGAUUUUAAAUGACAUGUCAAUAAAGUCGCAUACGUAUAGCCCUUGUUUUUAUCGAAGAUUCUACUUGCAACGAUGGAGUAAAUUAUAGUAAAUCUGUUAAAUGUAAUAUAUACAAGACGUUUUUAAUGUAGAUUUUGGUGAACCAGUUUGUGCUUUCUUGUAAUUUAUGUAAAUAAAAUGUGUUUUUUAUUAAUA